Molecule: messenger RNA, 9492 nt
Organism: Mixia osmundae IAM 14324
Lineage: Eukaryota; Fungi; Basidiomycota; Mixiomycetes; Mixiales; Mixiaceae
Exons: 9
Coding region: 1-9492 (3163 amino acids)
Source: RefSeq, a predicted model, not a curated record
AUGAUGCUUAUCGACAGACUGCUCGGGCAAGAGCAUGCUCACAUGAGACGUCUGCAAGAGCUGCCACUAGCAAGAUGGGCAGUCUAUCUGCUGCUCGUGGUCAUCAUACUGCGCACGCUAGCCUGGCUGGUCGCAAUCUACGCCGUCAAAGGUCUCAGCAUCCGCCGAACGGGUCUGCUCAGUUGGCGCAACAUCGUCUAUAAGCUACCCAGCACGACGCCUGGCGCUCCUGCCCGUGCAGAGAUCCGCAUCAGACGCCUCGGGCUAGCGAUAGGCAAGUCAGAUUUGCGAGGCAGCUAUCUGAGGUGGUUUGGUCUGCGAGCCGACGACGUGCUCGUCAUCUUGCCCCGGCCAGAAGCCCAGCACAACUCUCGGCCUACCGCCAAUGGUACGAGCACAAGCCCAGCACGGAGAUCGAGUACGGAGGACAUCGUUGAGGAGCUCUCCACGACGACGCAAAGUCAGGAUGCGCACAAGAAGCGCAAGUCACAUUCGCUGCUCGUCGGCCUGCUGUCCAAUACAGGCAGUCUCCUCGGACAGAUCCUAGCCUUACUCGUCAGCUUGCUCGCUCUCGAAGUCGCAAACGUCACGGUACGCUACGCGGAUAUCUGCGACCUCGAAGUCUCUGUGCAGGCGGGAGUAGGCUGGAACGGCAGCAAUCCUGUCAAGACUGUCCAAGGUCAUCGCACUGGCCUGAGGGAGCGUCGGGAACCAUUCGUCUACGUGAGCAUUCGCAACGUCAAGCUGUCAGCUUGCAACAUGUCUCAGGACCCCGCCGUCCGCAUGGCAGGGCCCAUGUUAUUCAAAGCAUCCAUCGCGCUCGAGAGGGCUAUACGUUUUCUCGCCAGCUCGCACGUCUCGGCUGCGCAACCUUUUAUCGAUGCAGCAAUCACAUUCCCUUGUGCUCGUUAUACUGCCGAGCGCGCCGGACUUCACAUCGAUAUGCUUCAGCUCGAGGAUCUUCUGAGCGCCCUCAAGGCAAUCAGACCAGCUCAGCCUGAUCCAGAAGAGUCGCUGUCAUCGAGACGCAGCAGUACAACGUCGAUCGAUAGCAAGCUGAGCAUUACGCCCCGUGAAUCUUCAGAGCCUGCCAAACUGCUGCAAAUUUUGCGCUCCUUCCAAUUCACGAUGCCAUUGGUCAGAUGCACACUUGGGCAGCCUAACCUCACAGCGCCGACAAGCCUCGUCCCGCGUUUGCAGCUGCACACAAUCCAUGUCGGCGUCCUCUUGGGCGAAGAUUCUGCCGAGCACCAGAAGCAUUACGCCUGGAUCGGCAGAGAUCGCCUGAUCCCUCUGACGUUGACUGCUGGCUUCGAAAGCGCCUCCCUCGACCUACUGCCGAUGGAAGAGCCGGCUCGAAAAGACAUUGAGCGACUCAAACUCGAUAGAGUUGCUCUGCAUGUUACUUCGACAUGGUUACCACCUUCUCUGCAAGCUGCAGGCAUCGACGAUAUCGGUCAUAUCGUGUGCGAGGGUGCGGUGGGCAAGUUGAAUGGCGACAUCACGUAUGAAGAGUUGGAUGCGUUAUUACAGCACGUACGUAAUGUGCCCAGAGCUCCUCAUCGAUCUCGUCAGCCCAAAGGGCCGCCACCGAAGCCUCUCAUCGAGCUCCCCACUUUGCCGUGCAUCGCGAUGGGGCUCAAUGUCGAGCCCGGCUGCGUGCUCAUGCGUGGACCGAAGCGUGCCGUGAUGGCUCACUGGGGCCCUGGCGAAGACGAUGCGGGGACAUCAAAGGGCUGGCAUGGCUCCAAGCCCGUGGCUUUGCAUUACGCGGGACUGAGCUUACAGAUCGAUUCAAGCUCUCGUGACCAUAUCGUGCGGUUGACAGAGCGCCAACGUAGGGUCUUACGACAAGAAGCCCGCCGCGGCGGAGUCAAAGCACCUCGGAUACUGUUUGCGGAAUCGCUAGAAGCGUACAAAGAGGACCAGACUGAAGAGAACCCAUCGGACGACGUCGUCCUCGGAUCGGACGAUUCAGGCGAUAUGGACGUCAAACACAAAAACAGGAGAGGAGAGCUUGGCUCGCAAGAUCCAGACAAACCAGAUCAUCAAGCGGUGUGCACCGCGACUCUGAUCUUCCAGAUCGGCGAGAUCUCGCUGCAGAUAGAGGAUGGCGACGAACGCGGCAAACAUUCUGCUCAAGCUAUGAUCACACGUCUCAUAACUAUCGGACCUAUCUCGGCAUCAGGCAGCAUCAACUCAGACUUUGACUAUCACCUAGCGACGCCUCUGACAGCUACCUAUGUACGAUCGAGUCUACAAGGCCACUUCGAUGUCAGCGUUUACGCAUUCGGCAUCGACGCUUGGAAGCCUAGUGCCCUCGCCGCACUAGAAGGGCUCAUCAUUGUGGGCACAGCAACCUCGGAAGCUAGACCUGUCAGUCCAGUGCAAGCCGAGAUUGCUCUGCAGCCCGAGGAAGCCGAGCAGCAUGUUACACUAGUCAAUAAGCUUCCUCGGAACAUUGGUCUUUCACUGUGUAUCGGCAAUAUCGCGCUCCGUAUCGCCGGACCAGAUCCACACAAUGACCCGCACGUGCCUCGGGGCGCGACAGUAGCGGCACAGAAUUUAUCGGUCCACUUUAUUUUGCAGACGCACAUGCGGAUCCUCAAUUAUCCCCUCAGGCAGCGAUUGCAGCUCUCAGACGACAUCUCUCUCCAGGCUAAUUCUUUGCUGACCCGGAAUGCGAAGAGUCGCAAUGCGCUUGUUCUCGUUACAGCAAAAGAGCUUCGCUUGGAGCCCGUAGCCGAUGCCCGAGAGAACUCUCGACCUUCCCGUGGCAUGACGCAAGAUGAUAGCCCAGCUGCGCCAACCCGUGCAGAAUGGGAGCUGCGCAACCGCGAGAUCCUCGUAGAGGGUCAUCGUCGAGCACAGCCGACAAGUCAAUCGGCGCAGCCCAUGGGCAACGACAUUUUCUACGUGCCAGCGUUUGCGACGCGGAUUACGAUCAGCGAUCGAAAGAAUCCGACUGAAGAUGAUCAGCGGCAAGAUGAAAUUGUCGUUGCUGUCGAAGCGGGGUACGCACGUAUGCGUGUCGACGUCUUCCACGUCUACUGCGCUUUACUUGCAGUGUCGACUGUUCGCGGCAUCUUGGAAACUAUACCGAAAACGUCACCUGCAGUGGAGCUGACACCAAAGUCGGCUGGUUCUAAGCCAGCGAUUCACGCCCGAAUCAACUUAUCAGACGUCCAUCUCUUGAUCAAGUUGCCCAGGAACGUCAGGCUAUUUCUGGCAGCGAGACGCGUUGAGCUUCACGUUCCUGAAGGCGGCAGAAGUGUCAAGGUGCUGGUAAACCGCGCUGUCCUUGCGGUCGAAUCUCCAACCGUCUUUGGUGCAUGGGAUGAUUUUGCCCGAAUUCGUGCAGUACGAUUCGAAUGGGGACCCGUUGCAAAUAAUGAUGGCUGGCAUACGUCUGCGCUGGUUGUCGAUGGCGAUGCCAUGCGUCUGCGUAUCCCAUUUAAAUAUGUGAUCUCAAGAAUCAUCGACAAUGUCGCGACACUUAUCAAAGCGACCAAGCAGCUGAUUGCGCAGUUUGUCAAGGGCAACUUCCAAUCUGCAAUCGAACCGAAGCCAGAGGGGCCGAAAAGACUGCCACAGAUCGCGAUCAGCUUCAAGAUCUUUGCAAUGGAAGCGCAAGACGAUCCUUUCGAGACACGGCUCAAUAUCAUUUGGCGAGCUGGCCACGAGGAGCAGCUUGAGCGUCUGGCAAGGGAAGGUGCAUUGCGCGAGCGGAUCCAGGCUCAAGAAUCAGAACUGGGUCGCCAAGCAGGCUACGCCAGCUCUGAUUCUCUAGAUAGCAGCGACAGCAGACCAAGCAGAGAUAGCACUAAGCUGUUCGACCCCGAUAAGGCGUUCCGCGCGCUACAAACCUUCAAUUCCACUAAUUGGGCCAAACGCAUGCGUAACGCUCGCUCCGCACAAUCCCGCAGGGAGGAAAACUUGCUGCGACGGCUUUACGACGCGAAUCCGAACAAGCUCAUCGACCACACUUUGCCAAUUAAUCUGCUCGCCCAGCCCAGGGCUGCACCACUGCUGCGCGCAACUUUCCAUUUCAUUGACAUGAAGAUCAUCAAACAUUCGUAUGGCGAAGACAAACUUCCAAAGUUCCUUCACGAGGCAGGCAAAGGACUGCCAGAGGACACUGAAUUCGUCCUGCUCGUACCGUUCCAUCUCUCGUGGAAUAUGUCAGAGGCGCGCGUCAAUUUGCGCGAUUAUCCGUUGCCUCUUGCCCAUAUUCCGCGAUCAGGCAAAGAAGGUGUCAAGGCUUGGCGAUUGGAGACAGACUUUGUCAUUGGCGAAGAAUUCCCGGAAAACGCAUCUAUAAGACGAGUGCCUUGCGAAAUCGUUGCGCCAGGCUCUCACCAGCCAAUCAGCAAAGGAUAUUUCAUCCAGGUACCCCGCACAGCCAUGCCGACAAAGACCUACGCUGUACCCACAAUCAAGUUGUCAUCUGGACAGCCGAUUCGCUUCGGCUGGGGCAACUCACUCUCACCUGCCAUACAGGAUGUAACGCGCAUUGCGGACACGGUCACGAAGCCAACGCCGGAUCCGUCAGACCGGAUCGGCUUUUGGGACAAGAUCCGACUAAUAUUACACUGGAAAGUUAAGGUCCUCUUCGUCGACAAUGGCGACGUCUGCUUGCACCUCAAAGGUGGUCGUGACCCGUACUCUUUGACUGGCUUUGGCGCUGGGUUCGUGCUCGUCUGGCGACGACAGGUACGCUUCACGCUCGGCCACGAGAACCCAGAACGAGAAUUCUUCCAAGUUAAGAGUUACGACUUUAUUCUCGCCGUGCCUGAUCUGAAGAACUUCGCCGAUUCGGCUGCUACGGGUGCCACACGCGAAAAGGCUGUCGAAUCGCCGAAAGGAUCCGACGAUGCUGAUAGCGAUUCUGAACAAGUAGCAUAUUCUUACGAUGCUCGGCACCGUGCCAUGGAUGCCGAUAUGGCUCAGCAAAACGGUCAAAUGACAGAAUUUACCAAAGUCUGUGCAAAAUUCAUCAAUGGGGUGCGAUGGGGCAUGGGUAUGGUCAUGGAGCGUACAUGUACGCCUCACGAUUGCUCCCAAUGCGAAGGUUCACCCUUUCAUCGUCAAUGUCGCCACUUUGACUUUAUACCCCACUGGCGAGUGAAGACGCGUGCCGCCGAUAAGAUCGAACGACGAAAAGAUGGCUCGAUCAUCGAUUCAUUCGGCGGCUUCCGAUCAGACUUUGUUCAUUUUUCGCUGUCUAUCGUCUCGCCUAUGAACACUAUGGAGAACGCCAAUGAUCCACGACUGGGGUACAACAGUAUGCAUCUGACCCCACAAGGCUUCACACACUUCUGGGCAUGGUGGGGCCUAUUCGAGAGCGCCAUGUCGCUGCCAAUCCGUCAGGGAAAGCUCUUCCCGACGGCGGCAGAGCCUUCUAAGAAAUUUGGGAAACAUUGUGCAACUAUCAAAUAUCGAUUUAGUUUUGCGCCCAUCUUCAUCGCACACACUUACCGCCAGGAGCCUUGGGCAGAAUGGAGCAAAGGUCAGACGACAAUUCUUGGUGUCAAAGGUAAGAUCGGUCGCUUCAACGCAGAUUUACAUCAGCGCGAACAAGAAGAGAAGGUGUGGCGAGAGGACUUGCAAGAAACAAGAACGGCCCUGCACAAGGCUUUCUUCCAGGCAGAGGUCGACUGUAGUGAUGUCGAUCUGCGAGCGAUCUCUGCCCGCUUCGAUGAUCCGUUGAAGCAAGGCAUCGUGCCCGAGGAUGCCAGCGAGGACCUUGAGGACGUGUUUAAGCAAGACGCUGGUCAAGGCGUAGAUGGCAAGGACCGUAUCUGGCUCGAUCUGGACGAUUUCGAAGACGUCAAUUAUGCGUUGCCGCCGGAUUCGGCGCCUGGCGUCCGCUUGCUGCGAACUCUCGCGUGCCCACGAUUGACUUAUUAUCGCAAGCCCCCAAACGCUGAGCAGACGCAACCCAAGAACAAGCAGCACAGCGAGCUUACUGCUGACAAGUCACGCACAAGUCAAGACACGGCCAGCGAGUCUGAAGACUCUGACGAUCGCGGUCAUACUCUUGCGACUUCGAAGUUUGGCAGCGAACCCUCACACAAGUGUCUCGUUGGCCGAGCAGAUGGUGCUAUCGAUGUGCAAAUUCAGGAAGCUGCGAAUCGAUUGCAGGCUCUGCAGGACGAGUCGAAGGUCUGUCGAAAGCUAUUGAAAAAGUUAUCAGCGACCGAUCCAGCGCACCAAGUGCAGUCAGACAAGCUGAUCGAGCUUCUCAAACGCGAAGACUCGAUGAAUGUCCUGAUCAAACGCAUGUCUGAUGUCAAAGAUAGCAUGUUCUCGAAGCACAAGGCCAAUGGGCAUCAUGCCUCGCAGGAUUCCAGCAUGCCGGCAGAUAACGGUGAUCUCGGUCAGGGACCACCUUGGGAAGAGGCGACGAUGCCGCAAAGCAGUGGUCAUAGCUCAGAAAAUGACUACUAUCAAUCGCGAUCCGCAACGACCUUUGACGACUGGGAUCGAUGGACUAACCGAUUCAUGGUGCACAAUCCGGUGUUAUUCAUCUCCAACUCAACGCGUGACGUCCUGCUCAAGUAUUACUAUAGCUCGCGCCAACGCAAAGGAUUCACUUAUCACAUGACGGCGCGAGCGCUGAGAUUCAUCCGCGACCUCAUGGACCGUCAUCAGCCGGAGAGACCAGCGCACAAUCGCCGGAAAUCAAGGGCGCAGGGCAGACACUCAGCUGCUCACGUGCCAACAGAGGACGACAAUCACGUAGACGCCGAGGCGGCACAUAUGAUAAGUCAAUUGCUUGGUAAUGACCAAGCAGACACAGGCUACCAGGUCGGCACACGCCAUCAGCUAAAGAACGUCAACGCGGAAGAAGACGCCGCGGAAGGCUUGCUGGACGCGUACAGUCUCGACAACAGCUAUCUGAUUAUGCUGCUCAAGCCGCAGAUUGCGCUCAGCAGCGAGCUAGACACCGCGUCUACAAUUGUCCUGACAGCCUUCAGAGCUCAGGCUAAAGUCUUUUCAGUGCUUGAUGAAGCGCAUCAAGACGAUCCUAUAAAUUCACAUGUCAUGCACCGAAGCUACGUUACGCUUGACGGCGUGCAAGUCUUCCAUCCAGUCGAUGGGCGCCAUCCAAUAACAUCCGCAAAAGGCGCGCUGUUCGUGCCUCUGGAAGUUCUUAUCGACAAGAAGCUCGAGCCGUGGGGUUUCGAUCGCAUUCUGCCUGUCACCAGUGCGGUCAUGCGAUACGACAAAUUCAAUCAGCUGCGCAUGGGCAAAAUUGGUGUCUCUGACAGCGCAGACACGAGCGAACGCAUGCGCAGUGGUCACGACAGUGUCACUGUCGAGUUUGACAAGCUCGCCGUGACGGCCAAUCCCGAUCAAUUUGCGGCGCUUUACAACGUCGUCACUGAUCUCUGCCUAUAUUCUGAUCCUGCGCAUAAGCAACAUUCCGAAAAGCUAGAGGCACUUCUCUUCACCCAUGAUUUCUCCGACCUUGCGGGCAUGACCGAUCUUGUCGAAGACUUACAGCUGCGUAUCCGUGAGAAAUUUGACGUCCUGGCGUCGUACAUCGAAGUUCUCAACGAGCUCGAAGACUAUGAGAUCCGAGAAUUUUACACGACGAAAGCCGAGACGCUUCGACUGGCUGGCGAGCUCAAUAUUCUAAUCAAUGCCAUCACUGCCUCGCAAGACUCAACGCCCAAUACGAAAGACGAGAAAAAGGGCACAAAGGGCAUUCAAUUCGAUGCGCGAGCUUCAGAGCUUACAUGGGCAAUGAUCGAUCCUGAGUCAAAUCCUUUUGCAAAGUGGUCUGUCCGCGGCGUUGCUUUCAGCUGGCUUAGCAAGCGCGAUAGCACAGUCUCGAACCGGCUCGUGAUCACAGACGUUAUCGGGCUUAAUCCAAACCCAUCUCAUCUGUUCCCGGAAAUUAUCAGUAAGUACAGAACAGACGGCGCAAGUGAUAAUCCUCUGGUGCAAAAGGACCUCUUCAUGGUUGUGCUAUGGAACACGCUCGCGCCGGUAGGCGGCAUAUCGAUCAUCGAAGGUUUGGAAGUACGGAUUCAUCCCAUUCGACUCAAUAUCGAGCAUAAAUUGGGACGCAAGAUCAUGGACUACAUUUUCGCGCAGCGGCGCAAAGUCAAGGAGAUUAGCCAGGGCGAGCACACGAUAGCGCCAGAAGACGACGAGCCGGACGAAGAAAAUGAGCGCGAUCGAUUGCUGCUCGAAGGAAAUCGCUCAUCGAUGUCGUUGCACUCAAAUGCGAGCUCUGAUGACGUCUUUGCGAAAGGUCGCCAAUCGGAAUCUCGCGCUCGCAGCUACACGCUCUCCUCCACAAAUUCCAUGCCAGCUGAUAGUCAUCCACCGACACCAGCGCUGGCAGAAUUCUCGAAGCCUCAUCUUGGUCGCGUCAUGUCGGCCACCUUUCUGUCGAGAGAUCUGAUUGAUGAUGCGCUCGAUGCUGACGAGAUGAAGUCACGGGCUUCUCAGAACCGCGUCUUCAUUCGCGUCGAGGUCGCGCCAACAAUCCUGUGUCUCUCCUACAAGGGUCAGAAAGAUUCUCCAUUGGUCGACAUGUACGAUUUGAUUUGGAAAGCGCCCGACCUGCACCGUCGGAACGUCGUCCUCUCCUAUCUGGAGUUGAUGAACGCCUUCAAAAAGGACAUUACACGCUCGAUCUGGAGCCAAUCCGGUUCGCUGCUAGGUCAGAUCUUGACCUCUGCUGCCCGCAAGCCAAGACAUCUGAAGGAUCAGCUUCGCGAUUAUGCUGUUCGAGACCGCCGUCAGACCAGCGAUCCUCAAACCAAGGGUAUCGUUAGCAGGUUGCGUAUCUUGUCGGGCACCAACCGCGCAAAAGCAUCUUCACUGCCGCCAUUUGACGGAGACACACUGAGCUCUGCCUCCAAGGAUUCACCCAUCGCUUCCAGCGACUCCUCGAGCCCGAACAGCGGUCGCGCUUCAGUCCUCGAUGAUGAGCACGGGCAAGCGUCGGAAGUUUCGAGCGCGCACGCGAAUGGCAAGGCAACGAAUGGUAAAAGCCACACCAAAUCCCUCUCGACAAGCUCGGUAUCGGCAGACAUGCUCGAUGAGAUGGAGGGACCCGCGCCAGAUUUGGGUCUCCAGCGGACGGCGUCGCCCUUGCCUCUUGCUGAGGGAUCGCCGGACCCGGAAGAUGACGAUGGAGACGAAGAAGAGCAGCGCCGGAUCGAUGAGAUUGCGGUCUCGCCCUGCGUCGGGUCGAGUCCAUCCCGUGACGGCUGGAGUCGAUAUGCGAUGACGGAAGACUCACAAGGCGGGUUGCGACGGUUGAGCCAUGCAACGUCGGAGGACUCGGGCGGUACACGCUCGACUGGCUCGCCCGGAUCAACUCAUCGACGCAGCUCUGUGCUCGCCAACAUCGAGAAGCACCUACCAUCACCUCCGGCCAGUCCCCUGGCUAGUCCCAAAUCGGCAGGACAGAACGAUGCAGCCAAGCGCCGCUUAAUACUGGGCAAAAGCGCUCAGAUGCACUCAUGA